Molecule: messenger RNA, 561 nt
Organism: Mesoplodon densirostris (Blainville's beaked whale)
Lineage: Eukaryota; Metazoa; Chordata; Mammalia; Artiodactyla; Ziphiidae
Product: endothelial differentiation-related factor 1-like
Exons: 2
Coding region: 1-561 (186 amino acids)
Cellular component (GO): nucleus
Molecular function (GO): DNA binding
Source: RefSeq, a predicted model, not a curated record
AUGGAAAGAUUUAGGGGGUGGGGCCGCGGCGGGCGCUGGAAGCAGCCGAGCGACAAGGGGACAUCGCGUCGCCGGACCUCGAGCAGCUGCCUCGGAGCCACCGGAUGGACCACCUGCCCCGCCUGCCCCACCGUGGCUGAGAGUGACUGGCCCAAAAAGGGCCCCAUGGCCGCCCAGGCCAAGUCCAAGUCCUCCUCUCUAGCAGCUCAGAGAGGAGGAGAAUAUGUGGAGGCUUCCAAGAAAUGGGCUGCCGGCCAGAACAAACAGCAUUGGAUCACCAAGAACACAGCCAAGCUGGACCUGGGGACUGAGGAGCUGCACCACGACUGGGUGACCCUGGAGGUGGGCAAGGUGAUCCCGCAGGGCCGGCAGAGCAAAGGGCUGACGCAGAAGGACCUGGCGACGAAAAUCAACGAAAAGCCACAGGUCGUCGCUGACCGUGAGAGGGGCCGGGCCAUUUCUAACAACCAGGUUCUGGGCCAAAUCGAGAGAGCCAUCGGCCUUAAGCUCCGGGGGAAAGACGUUGGGAAGCCGAUCGAGAAGGGACCAAGGGCGAAAUGA